Messenger RNA from Cokeromyces recurvatus, 564 nucleotides. Its product is annotated as cytochrome oxidase complex assembly protein 1-domain-containing protein. The transcript is spliced from 2 exons. Gene Ontology annotation, cellular component: mitochondrial inner membrane. Bases 1 to 564 code for a protein of 187 amino acids. NCBI's taxonomy places the organism in Eukaryota, Fungi, Mucoromycota, Mucoromycetes, Mucorales, Mucoraceae. Gene Ontology annotation, biological process: mitochondrial respiratory chain complex IV assembly. The record is from RefSeq and is a predicted model, not a curated record.
AUGUCACGUCUGUCAUCACGAUCUAAACUGUUCACAUUGAAUGUAGUAGCGUUUAGUAGACCAGCAACAACAACAACAACAACAAGGCGUUUGUUAACAACGGGUAAGACAGUAGUUGUUGAACGUGAAUUACCAAGACCAGCACCACCUUCAAGAAAACGUUGGCUUUGGGCAGGUGCAGGAGUUGGUGCUUUAGUCUGGUUUGUUGGAUUAGGCGCUGCACUUAACCAUCAACGUUUAUCAAGUAGUGUUGUUCAUGGUACACUUUUUAUGGUACGUUAUGAUCAUCGAGUCAUUUCACUUAUAGGGGAUAAAGUAAAUUAUGCAGAUUAUUGGCCUUGGAUUAGUGGUUCAGUGAACCAUCUAAAAGGAAAAAUUGAUAUAAAAUUUAGAAUUCGUGGAUCAAAAGAUGAAAUAGCUGUUGUUCAUUUUAUUUCAAAACGUGAAGGUGCAAAAUGGAGAACAAUUCAAUUUACAGUGACUCGUAUUUCAGACCAGAAAACAAUUGAUAUUGGUGAACAUGAUUUAACAGAUACAGGAGAACCCUUGAUUCUUGAUAAAUAA